GCUCAGAGCUUUGGAGCAGAUCAGUCAGAUGGAGACUGAUAUGAAGACUGGCAAGUGAACUCGUAAAACAAAAACAAAAAAAACGUUAAAAAAAACUUUAAAAGCAUUUUUAUUCAAGAAUUUAAACUUCAAGAAAAGAGUAACCAGCUAUGCCUCGUCCAGGGAAAAACUCUUACAGCGACCAGAAGCCUCCGUACUCCUACAUAUCACUCACAGCGAUGGCUAUUCAGAACUCAGCUGAAAAGAUGCUGCCUCUGAGUGACAUUUAUAAGUUCAUCAUGGAUCGCUUUCCAUAUUAUCGAGAGAAUACCCAGAGAUGGCAGAAUUCCCUGCGACACAACCUCUCAUUUAACGACUGCUUCAUCAAGAUACCCCGUCGGCCUGAUCAGCCGGGGAAAGGCAGCUUCUGGGCUCUUCAUCCGGACUGCGGUGACAUGUUUGAGAACGGCAGCUUCCUGAGGAGACGGAAGCGCUUCAAGGUGCUGCGUGCCGAGCAUAUGACCUGCAAGAGUUCCCCCAUGAUGCACUAUUUCCACCAUCACCAUCACCACCCUGGCAGCAAGUUGGGCACUGCAUCCAGCCACCACGACCACUCAGCCGCCCCUCCAAACGUGGGUCGCCUUCCUCACUUUCAGGGUUACGGGGGCAUAACUUGCGCACAGCCCGGUGGGUUUAAACACCCAUUUGCCAUAGAGAACAUUAUAGGAAGGGACUACAAGGGUGUGAUGGCCAGUGGGCUUCCCCUUACCUCGGUUAUGCACCAUCUGGGUUACCCGGUGCCCCCUCAGCUCAGCAGCAUGGUCAAUUCUAUGUGGCCGCACGUCGGCAUGCUAUCAGAGUCUAUGGGUGGCGUAUCCGUGCCAGCAUCAUCCGAGUACGCACCAUUCAGCGUGUCAGCCAAGGGCCUGUACCACAACGCCAACGGGCAAACCCUGCCAGCCGUUCCAGUGCCAAUAAAACCCACCCCGUCCCUGGGCCCCGUGCCGGGUUUGACGGGUCUGCAGUCCGGCCCGGCCCAGAUCUGCUCACCGUCCUCACUGAUGGAGAAAAGCGAUCUGCUAGAGGGAAAAGGGAACCCUCUACACCCGGCCCUCCUGCUGUCCUAACCGGGUAAAUUGCAGGCUAUUUUUGAAAGAAAAGAAAAAAAAUAAAGCGAGAAAGACAUUGAGAUUACCCGAAAUAAGACUUA
Neolamprologus brichardi is the source of this 1189-nucleotide messenger RNA. RefSeq names its product forkhead box B2 (gene foxb2). NCBI's taxonomy places the organism in Eukaryota, Metazoa, Chordata, Actinopteri, Cichliformes, Cichlidae. The record is from RefSeq and is a predicted model, not a curated record. Gene Ontology annotation, molecular function: RNA polymerase II cis-regulatory region sequence-specific DNA binding; DNA-binding transcription factor activity, RNA polymerase II-specific. Gene Ontology annotation, biological process: regulation of transcription by RNA polymerase II; anatomical structure morphogenesis; cell differentiation.